Sardina pilchardus (European sardine) is the source of this 1421-nucleotide messenger RNA. RefSeq lists its product as uncharacterized. NCBI's taxonomy places the organism in Eukaryota, Metazoa, Chordata, Actinopteri, Clupeiformes, Clupeidae. The record is from RefSeq and is a predicted model, not a curated record. Bases 38 to 1252 code for a protein of 404 amino acids. The transcript has 10 exons.
CUCUGGAGAGAAAGGUUCUGAGGUCAACGCCACAUUAAUGUCCCUCAGGUCAGCUACGCUCCAGCUCUGGGCCCUCUUGCUGGGGUUACUGGGGAGCACCAUGUACAUCCAGGCAGAAGACUCAGAUGCAGAUACAUGUCUGCCUAUUCCAUCUCCAAGCGAACCUUCCGAUACAAAUUACAAGGCUCUGCGGAAUUUAGAAGAACAAUGUGAAAACAAGGGUCUUCAGGAUGGACAGAGUAGUGCAGUCAUGCUAUUUCUGAGGAACUGCAGUGGACAGAUGGAACAUGGCAGAAGUGAAUAUGUAGAUGUGGAACAUCUGGAAGAGAGAGCUGAGGAUGUGGCAUCCUUAUACAGUGGUCUUCACCUUCCUGCCAGUGUUGGUGGCGGUUUUUUUCUGAAUAUAUCUUGUUUGCUAGAGUCUCAGAAUGAGUUGAACUGCAGCUGGGAUGCAACAGUCAUCCCUGAUGAUGCUCAGUAUUCCACCUCUGGUUUACUCUGUGGCAUGCAGGAGAACAUGGUGGGGUCCUGGAACUGUACUACAUACCGCCUGGGAAACCUCACAGGAUGUCAGGGGAAAACAAAGGAUGUCAGGGUCACUGAAGAUCAAGACCAAGACCAUUUCCAAAUAAUUAUACGUGUCAAUGUGUCUCUCAGUGGAUUCUGGUAUAUCCACACUGAAACAUUUGAGAGCGAGAUUAUUGAAAAACCGGAUCCACCAAAGAUUGCAAAUGCCUCUUUCAAAGGGCUGUCAGGAAAUUGCAGCUUGGAAAUCCAGUGGGUUGAAGCAUUGACACCCCAUUGCCUCAUCCAUGAGAUCAAGAUAUAUGAUGAGGUUAUAACCCUCAACAUAAUCCUCAAAGGAGUUAAGAAGUUUAGUCACCUUGAGCCAAACAUAGACCGGACCAGAAAAUACACUGUAUGGAUGAGAGUGGCCUCGUUAUGCACGAUGGGUGAAAAAUCCGGUCCCUGGAGUGAUUGGACUAAACCAAUGGUGGUGGGACCAGACAAGGAACCUCAACCUGAAUAUAGCACCGUGAUGAUUCUGGCCAUUGUCCUCGGACUACCCAUGAUUCUCUUGGUCUUCCUGCUUGUUUUCUGUAAACUGCAGAGGAUUGUAUGUCAACCAAUUCCAAGACCUGCCAAUCGAGUCAAAAUUAUUCUGGAGAAAGAUUAUGGCAUCCAGUCAGAGCCGGAAAAACAAGCUGAGGAGUUCUUCAUUGAGCAUGUGACUGAAAUGGAUGUAAAAUAAGCUGACAUCUGAAGGAGGGAAAAUGUACACACAACACCAAAUAACUCCAAUAACAUGCAAGGAAAUUAAUCAUUGUUGGUAUUGAUGUUGCUAAACAUGGAUGGAUAGACCAGGUUGAAAUGACAAAAAUGUGCCUAAAUAAGAAAAAAUCGAGUAGCCGAAAUGUUGG